UUCUAAUACAAUAAAGCUAACAAGACUGAUGGGUUAGUGAAAUCUGAUUUGUGUUUGACACAUCGAUCUUCUGGUUUUAUCUGAACAGAUUAAGCAAAUGUAAGCGUUCGGCACCAAUGUGGAGAGAGGACAUGAAAUUGCACUUUAACCUGCAUCGAGGGAUUCACGGCCACACGAAUAUAGUGUUUGAGACCCUUUCAAAGCUAUCGAUCGUUGUUCAUGGCCUGUUGGUUGUAUUACAACCCCCACUGAAGACCUUUCCCAAGAAAAACUCAGUAUUCCAAAGAAUUCUUCCCAGCCGGUGUACAAAGGCUAAAAAAACGACAGUGGAAAGUGUCAUUUUGGGCAAAAACUUCAAAAAGAAAUUGGCAGCAGACGGUAAAAGCUUUGUGAUAGAAGAGAAAUACUUGCAGCAUGCCUACCGUUUCCUUUCAACACUACGAUCCUGCUUGCUGCUUUCCUAUGAUGGACUGUACAGUUAUUUCAUCUCCGUAUCAGAUACGCUGCCUUCCUCAUGCAAGCUGGAGCUUGAAAAACUGGAUCUGAAAGCUCGGCUCAGUGAGUUAUCUGACAAAGUGACGGAAAUAGAAGACCCCAAUGAUCUGGCAGACGCAAUAAAUAGCAGCCUAAUAGAACUAUCAGCUCAACUUCUCAAUUUGUGGGGAAAAUUUCUUCAAUCCUCCUUCAAGAGUGAACAAGAGAAGAAGCAAAUAAAGGAAGAAAAGUUCAAGAAAUUAUUCUUUUCUACUGACCAUCCCCAACAAGAAGCUAUUUUAUAUGAUGAGAAGAUGUGA
Xenopus laevis (African clawed frog) is the source of this 794-nucleotide messenger RNA. RefSeq names its product protein FAM135A-like. The record is from RefSeq and is a predicted model, not a curated record. The transcript is spliced from 6 exons. NCBI's taxonomy places the organism in Eukaryota, Metazoa, Chordata, Amphibia, Anura, Pipidae. The coding region runs from base 117 to 794 and encodes 225 amino acids.